CCUGCAGCUGAAGUUGUUUUGGAGGUGCGAUGGCCGAGGAUCCUGCGCUGUCUCUCCGGGUGUCGGAGAUCAAGGACCCGGCGGUUCUCUUCGAGCGUUACAACACCGAGGAGAUCCGCGGGAUCGAACGCAAAGUCCGCGGGGAGAUCGAGCAGAAGAAGGAGGAGCUGAGGCAGAUGGUAGGGGAGCGCUACCGGGACCUGAUCGACGCCGCAGACACCAUCGGAGAGAUGAGACAGUGCUCUGAGAGCGUCGUGCAGUCCAUCCAGGACAUGCACCAGUACUGCCACAGCCUGAAACAAGCCAGAGCCGCUGUGAGCAGCUGCGGACAGGAGAGCCAGAGGCAGUGGCAGGAGAAGUUCUACACUAUGGCUUCUCAGAUCAAACUCCUCUUGGAGAUUCCAGAGCGUAUCUGGAGUGCCAUGGAGGCAUCACAGUACCUCCAGGCCACUCAGCUCUACCUGCUGUGCUGCAACCUGCACAGUCUGCUGCAGCUGGAAGCUGCUACGGGGGGACACUACAGCCCUGUCCUGGCCCGCUUCCCCAUCCUGGUCCGGCAGGUAGCCACCACAGGACACUUUAGGUCCACCAUUCUCCUAGACAGCAGGUCUCUGCUGCGGGGCCGGGCCGUGUCAGACCAGGCCAUCGCAGAGGCCCUGGUGUCCACUAUGCUGCUGGAGGGCAGCUCACCACGCCAGGCCCUGGCUGACUUCUUAUUGGCUCGGAAGGCCUCCAUCCAUCAGCUGCUCAACCAACCACAGCACGGUGCUGGGAUCAAGGCUCAAGUGUGCAGCCUGGUGGAGCUGUUGGUGACUACUCUGUUCCAGGCCUAUGCUGUCUUCUACCUGCCCCCAGAGGGAGGCCCUAGGCCAGGAGAGGGAGCGCUGAGCUGUGGCAUGCUCUUCUCUAUCUUGGAGAACGUCACUUCUACCACACCUGCAGCUAAAGGUAGCAGGAGAGCGUUGCAGGAAGAGACGAGUACAGGAAGCUGGUUUAAGUACCUGCCUUCCUCCAUCACAGAGUUCCAGCCCGCCCUUCGCACCCUGGCUAAGCCAAUCCAGAGCGAGCAGCUCCGUGACACCCUGCAGCAGUGGAUCAAUACCUGUAAGGAAGACAUCUGUCGUGGUGUUGGGAGCCUGCUGGUCUAUGUGAAGAGCCUGAAGGGAUUGGCUGCCAUUAGAGACGCUGUGUGGGACCUCCUAUCCACAGACUCCAUCAGUCAGCACUGGAACACUGUGUGCCAGCGCCUGCUAGAACGCCCCCUGGCUGUGUGGGACGACUUCCUGCAGCAGCUUUUCCUUCAGCGCCUGCAGGCCAUCACCAAAGACGAAACUGAAGCCAUCUCGACGAGCUCUGUCCAGCUCCUCACCUCAGCUGUGAGGGAUCUGGAGGUCCAGGCCACCCAGACUUCUUCAGGUACUAACACUGGCUCAGGCCGCAGCGCCCAAUACGAGGUGGAUGUGGCCUCCUUCUUGUGGUCGGAGUCUCCAGGGGAUCUGCUGAGCGAUGCAGGGUGGGUUAACGUUACCCAACGGGGGCAGCAGCAGCAGAGGAGCGGUCUGGCCAUGAAGACCCAGGCCCUGACACCCUGCGUUCAGAACUUCUGCUCCUCCAUGGAUGCAAAGCUAAAGGCCAGGCUUGAUGACCUCUUACACUACCUUCCAUCCCAGGACACAGGGUCUGACUCCAUCUCUGUCACAGUCUCAUCCUCUGGACCCAACGAGGGCUCACCAGCGUCCUCGUUCAACCGUUUCACAGACUCUCCGGCGGUGGAGGAGGCUUUCCGUGAAGGCUGCCUGGCCUGUGUCCGCCACAUCCUGUCCUCCAUCCGCUCCGAACUGACGGCAGCCUCUCCAGACCCCAGCCCCGCCUGCCUCAGUUCGGUGCUUUUCAUGGCCAGACUGUGCCAGUCCAUGGGUGAACUCUGUCCCAACCUGAAGCACUGCAUCUUGGGAAAACAAACAGGGUCUGAAACCAUGGCCAAGGGGACCCCCAGGCAGGGGAAGAAGCUGGGCAAAGCCAGGGCCGCCGCGGAGGUCAGCCCAGCUCAGGCCAAGUGGGCUGGUCUGAAGGAGGAGCUUCUCAACUGCAGCAUGGAGGCCUACCGAAUCUGGAGCUGCGCCCUCUCCAAAGUGCUGCUGGGUAAGUUUGGCACAGCUCUUCAUGCUGAGUCAGCUGGUGCCAUCCUAACCACAGCAACUAACUGGGAGGAUCUGGAGAUCCAAGAAGAAGCCGAGUCAGGGAACAGUGUCACAUCUAAAAUCCGUCUUCCGGUCCAGCCGUCGUGGUUUGUCCAGUCUCUGCUGUUCCAGCUGUGUGUGGAGGUGAACAGGGUGGGGGGUCACGCUUUGCCCCGGCCCACCCUGCAGGAGUUGCUGCAGACCUGCCUGAAUCAGGCCCUGCAACACUACCACAGCCUCACACAGCAGGCCCGCAGCAAGGAAGGUGUAUUCCCCAUGACUCAGAACAGGGCUUUGCAGUUGUUGUUUGACCUGCGUUACCUCAGCACCACACUGAGCAGCAAACCAGAGGAGGGCAAGAGCUCCAGAUCCCAACAGGACCCGAGGAUCAGCGAGGUCUGUGAUUGGCUGGAGAGCUUCAUCGACCCCUUUGACCUGGACGUGUUCACACCGCCGCUGAACGCCAACCUCAACCGCCUGUCCCAGAGGACCUCGGUACUGCUGGGGCUGCUCGCAGGCUCAGAGAAGCAGUUUUCCACACGGAGCAGCGGAGUGAACUCCCAGGAGCCUUACAACAUCCUGCCACUGACCAGCAGUCAGAUCAGGUUCGGGCUGCUGCCUCUCAGCAUGUCAAAUGUUCGGAAAUCCAAGUCGACCAGCAGAGUCUCCGAUGCUCCUCACCAGCCGCAGGCUCAUCCAUCCUCCACAGUACACAGUGACAGCUUCCGGCCAGGCAGCCUGUUCAGACAGCUCGCAGAUCAGGAUGAAGACACAGCCGCUCCAUCUUUAUUCAAACUCAGCUGGCUGUCUGGCAUGGCCAAAUAACCCUUUAAUGCUCAACACUUUUUAUUUGCCUUUGCAGAAACUUUGUAAAAAAAAAUAUGUAUAGUAAAUAUAAUUUUGUC
Molecule: messenger RNA, 3085 nt
Organism: Scomber japonicus (chub mackerel)
Lineage: Eukaryota; Metazoa; Chordata; Actinopteri; Scombriformes; Scombridae
Gene: cog1
Product: component of oligomeric golgi complex 1
Exons: 15
Coding region: 30-3005 (991 amino acids)
Biological process (GO): intra-Golgi vesicle-mediated transport
Cellular component (GO): Golgi apparatus; COG complex
Source: RefSeq, a predicted model, not a curated record